CUUCAAAAACAGUGUAAUAACAGUUCUUCUUUGAACAAAAUUGGUCGGUUAAGACAUUUUCUCUGUUCAGUUACUAAGACACCUUAUCUUGACUCUGAAUUAGUUGGAAGCAUCCCAGAAUGACCAAAUUUAAUCAGGUGUCUGAGGUCACAGAGAUAAAAUGGAAAGAGGUCCUCACAGCUGUUCGCGUGUUUAGUUAGAUGAUACGGGCAGUCUGUGAGUAAAUGGAGAGUAAAUUAACUUAUUCUGUUACAUGUAUGGCAGAUCCCGUGACACAUUGUAUUCCUUCAUCAAAUGGGAACUAACUUUUAUAGCCGUGGUUCAGGUAACUGCAGAUUACGCUUUUUUUGUAAUUUUUUUUUCGACUACCCUAAUCAAGAAAACAAAGACCUAAAUGCCCUCGAUCAGUGCUUUUUGUGACGAAACGUAACAAAGGAAGCACAGCAGAAUGGCGCACGAAGUUUCCCUCACAGAUGUCCAUCUGCAGACGAGCGACACCUUUGACAGAUUUCUACAAAUAGUGCAGGAAAGAACAAAGGAAGAGGCGCAUAUUUUUUUGCUAAGUCUGAUUGAAACAGCUGAAAACGCGAGCGAUUCCAAGAACAAUCCGUUAAAGCAACUGGCAGACGCCCUCGAAGAUGGUAACGUCGUUGAAGUUUGGAAACUCAUUGCCAAGAUCAACGAGGAUGAAAACAACCAGACACUUGAAAAUUUAAACGAGAUCUGCAGAAUCAUUGUCAAGAAGGAGAACAACAAAGAAAAUGAGAGUCAUUUCAAGUGCAUCUGGGAUUGCAAGAAACUGUGCAAAACAAUAAAGAACUCAUUCUGCUAUAUGUUAUGCUGGAUUUCCCAGUGCGAUGAAGGUCUAGACGACCUCGAAGAGGAGGCAGAAAUGAGAAGCGAAAAAGAACGGAGAUGGAUCGAAAUCCUUAGCAAUCCACUGUACAUCAGUCUGGAAUGGCUUUGGAGGAACAAUCCCAAUUCCCAGUACGAUAAAGGAAUAAGACGUAAAGAAAGCAAGUUUGCAGACAUCAUUGAAGCUGCCUUGGAUGACGCCUAUCUUCUGGAGAAAAUCGCCUCGUAUGAGCACUAUUACAGCCGAGAUGAAUACAAGCGUCGAGCUGAGGAAUAUGAGACGUUUGCUGCUGAUAUCGUCGAGCAAGUAGACACUUCAGAUUUAAACCAGCUUCACGAAAUCAUGGACAUCGAAGGAAAUGGUUCUUUACUGAACAAAACGCCCGCAAAUUUUAAUCAGAGUCUUAGUCUCCUCAAGCUGGCUGCUGAUAAACAGCGGAAAAGGUUCGUGGCAAGCCCCAAAUGCCAAUAUAUUCUCAACGAGAUUAUUUAUCGCGGUUGGCUAAAUUGGCAAGAUAAAGGCGUAGGGAGAAAAGCCUCCCGGUUCCUUAUCCAGUUUGUCCUCGUCGCAGUUACUUGCUUCGUUUACAUUCCUGUUCGACUGAUACGAAGAUGCUGUUGUUCUGGUAAAGUUGACGAUAUCUGCUGCUGGAAGUUUAGGAAGUUAUACGAACUUCCCUACUCCAAGUUCAUCAACCACACUAUGUCUUAUGUGCUAUUCCUUUGCCUUGUGUUCGCCUCGUCUUUCCAGGAUAAGUUUGGAACAACUAAAACAGGCCUGGCUUGGAUUGACUAUCCAGUGCUUGCCUUUGUUGUGGGCCUAUUCCUGCAGGAAGCCCUAGAGGCCACUAGACAAGGAUUCUUGAAUUACUUUUCCAAAUGGUGGAACGUUGUAGACACCAUGAUUGUCUUUACGUUCCUCCUGUCUUACACAGUAUGGCUGAGUGCAUGGGGGUAUUACGGGGAGUGGAAGCCCAGAAAAUCUGCAUUUAUCGUGGCGGAUACCAUCUACGCCAGCGCCACGGUGAUGGCCUUUUUCCACUUAGCCCACGUUUUCCAAGUCAAUUCAGUGUUGGGUCCUUUGCAGCUAUCGCUUUACAAAAUGCUGAAAGAUGUGCUGAAGUUUCUUGUCAUUUUUCUGCUCCUCUACAUCGCUUUUGCUACUGGGGUGGCCAAGAUAUACUCGUACUAUGUCGCUUCGCAGAUCAAACUACGAGAAUUGAACGACAGCCACGGCUACAAGGCGUCUCACCCAUAUGGCAAGCACACAAAUACUUUCAUUGGAAUGUUUUGGCUGUUACUUGGUCUGGUGGAGGAAGACAAAAUCGUAGUUGAAGAUCCUGCGUUUAAAUUGUCGUCCACAUUUGGCCGCACUUUUAUGGUAGCUCAUAUGAUCUGCACCGUCAUCGUAGCUUUGAACAUGCUGAUCGCUAUGAUGAAUAACUCAUUUGACAAAAUCAUGGAAAACGCACUUGUAGAGUGGAAAUUCUCGAGAACUCGUAUGUGGCUGGAGUGGAUCGACAAAGGCAACACAGUUCCCGUGCCUUUCAACAUUCUUUACCUUCUUUUGUACUGUCUGUGUCCAAAGAGCUGGCGUAACACGUUUUGCUCUAACGAGAGGCCAAAUGACCCGGAGCAAAGCAGCUUGCAUCUUCAGGUUUUUCCCUACUGCUGUAGCAGCUGUAUUUGUUCUUGUGGUAUCUGCAGGAGCACGUUUGGAUACACUUGUUGCUCGAGGGUGAAACAUUCCAUGAGAGAGGAACGCAUGGAGGAAAUAAGAAAACUGGUUGUGAAAUAUCUCAAAGACCGGUACUCAGCUAGAUGGAAAGAGCUUACCGCGAAAACAGCAGAACAUCGAACGACCAGUGAAAACAUCUAAUAUUUCACAUCGACGAGAACUAAGUUUUAAGGGCUACAUCCUUUAAUCAGCUGUGGUAGACGCACAUAUGGGAGUAUUUUAUUUGCCAGUUUCUCUCAUACCAUAAGACUAUCAAUACACGCAAGCAAAAUCUGGAAAGACUAAAAGUAAAAUUUUGAAGUAAAAUUUAGAAGUUUUAAUGCGAAGAAAUAGGGGUACCAAAGGCAGCCUCAGGCUUAUUUUAAUAUUCCUUUGUUUUGGUUUUGGUUGCUUUUUGCAGAUUUGUCUAUUGCCCAGUCGUAGAAAUCGGCGUACAAUUUUUUCUUUAAGAAAUAAGCGCAAAUUACUGCAAAAAAGUGUAACCAAACUUUCUGAACUGAACACAAGAAAACCUUGAGGGAAAGUUGUUUUGUUACCUCGUAACAGUGACAUUAUAAGAACAGGAAUUAGCCAUGAGAAUCAGACUAUAUAGCCUGAACUUCUGAACUACCAGGCUGAUCUGUUAACUAAACGGUUGAUACAAUACCUGGGAUAGAAUUUACAAACUUAUUGGUUAUCUAGCCGUUAACAGGCUCUGGAAAGUUUAGAGCAUUUUUACAGACCUUUCCAGCAACAGUGAGGCGUAGGCCAAUCAGAAACAAAUAUCUGAGUUUCGAGUCAACCCAGGUAAAAAUGCAUAUAUUUUUUGGUUCAUAGGUUGUCGUUAAAGGUGAAACAUUAGAGCUUUUAAAUACACUGAUUUACAGCCGGGGAAUUUAGCAUGCGAACUGUUAAAGCGUUCAAGGUUUAAGCCGUGGUCAAACGACCCAUGAUAGUUGAUUCUCCCCUCACUAUCAUCAAGUAUCAUAUGCGGGCUCAAACGGGAAAGCUACCAUCGACUAUCAUGAAGAAUUUGAACAAGCUCAAAGUGAAUGAUAGUAUAUGAUUGUUUUUGGUCAAAUGGAAGCGCACGCCACAACUAUCAUCGACUAUCACCAACUAUCAUGCACCGUUUGACCAGGGCUUUAGUCUACAGGAUGGCAUCUCAAAUAAUUAAUGUCGUUUGGACUUUUUUAAAGCACCUGUGUCGCAUAAAAUCUGGUUAAUUACAGUCAAUUGUUUCUCUAGAAAUUAACCUAGUAACGCUCAACCAUAUAAGAACGAGAGGUUACUGUAUUUUGUUUUAUCAAACACGAGAGUCCGUGUUUCAUUAAAUAUCCAGACACCGAGAAGAUCUGCGGAGAUAAUUGAGAUCUGGAACAUUUACUGAUAGCCGGACAAAUAAAAUCCUUCCGAGACGAUGAACCGAUAAAAAGGAACGGUAAAGCCUGUGCCAGACUAGAACGAGUGUCGCCGAUACCUGCAGUUGAGAUUUGUGCUAGAGUUUUCUCAAUUUAACCUCGGCAAGCUUAGACUUUAAAACGAUAAAAACUCUCAUGAACCCGAAAGAAAAACCGUUCAGACAGUUCACAUUUGAUGAGAGCGUACAAGUGUCAGGCAGAGUCGCCGAAACAAUAUCAGAGUUUCAGACUAAGAUCGAGCACUUUUCUCCUUCACAUCGGUUCAAAACUUAAGGCUGCCUUUGCAUAAGCUUCAUUUAUCUUUUAAAUCUGUAAUAAAAGGGAAUAAAUAAUAAAAUAUAUACGAAUCGAA
Orbicella faveolata is the source of this 4345-nucleotide messenger RNA. RefSeq lists its product as uncharacterized. Gene Ontology annotation, cellular component: plasma membrane; cation channel complex. Gene Ontology annotation, biological process: regulation of cytosolic calcium ion concentration; calcium ion transmembrane transport. Gene Ontology annotation, molecular function: store-operated calcium channel activity; inositol 1,4,5 trisphosphate binding. NCBI's taxonomy places the organism in Eukaryota, Metazoa, Cnidaria, Anthozoa, Scleractinia, Merulinidae. The record is from RefSeq and is a predicted model, not a curated record.